Pseudophryne corroboree (corroboree frog) is the source of this 2566-nucleotide messenger RNA. RefSeq names its product cytochrome P450 2K1-like. NCBI's taxonomy places the organism in Eukaryota, Metazoa, Chordata, Amphibia, Anura, Myobatrachidae. Gene Ontology annotation, cellular component: intracellular membrane-bounded organelle; cytoplasm. Gene Ontology annotation, molecular function: heme binding; iron ion binding; oxidoreductase activity, acting on paired donors, with incorporation or reduction of molecular oxygen, reduced flavin or flavoprotein as one donor, and incorporation of one atom of oxygen. The transcript has 9 exons. The coding region runs from base 80 to 1582 and encodes 500 amino acids. Gene Ontology annotation, biological process: xenobiotic metabolic process. The record is from RefSeq and is a predicted model, not a curated record.
ACAUUUUAGGAGAGCUAAGUCCAGUGUAAAAGUGUCUAUAUGACAGGACAGUAGGAAAGCUCCAUAGCAGAGCUGCAGGAUGACGUUUAUAACUGACUCUCUGUCUAGGGCCGAUGUGUUACUGUGCCUGACAGCCUGCAUUGCAUUCCUCAUCUACUGGAUCAAUGGCUCUAAGAAGAGUACAAGAAAUAUGCCCCCUGGACCUACCCCUCUCCCCCUCAUUGGGACCUUACACGUGCUGGACCUGAAUAGACCCUACAAGUCAUUGAUGGAGCUUUCUGAGAAAUAUGGAGAAGUCUUUACUAUACAGUUUGGACCCAAGAAGGUGGUGAUAAUUGCUGGAUACAAAGCGGUGAAGGACGCUCUCAUCACCCAAGCUGAUGAUUUCGGAUAUAGGGCGGAAAUACCGAUCAUGUCACUGCUCACAAAAGGAAAUGGUUUAUUAUUUAGUCAUGGAGAGUUAUGGAAAUCUAUGAGGAGGUUUACACUGUCAGCACUGCGAGACUUUGGGAUGGGGAAGAAAACAAUUGAAGUGAAAAUUCAAGAAGAAUUAACCCCUCUCAUAGAAGACAUCAAAUCUCACAAUGGCAAACCAUUUGAUAGCACCGUCAUACUGACCAGCGCAGUGGCCAAUGUAAUCUGCUCUAUUAUUUUUGGGAAAAGGUAUGAGUAUGAUGACCAAAAAUUUGAAAGACUGAGCAGAUUGAUGGAAGAAAACAGCAAACUGGCUGGAGCACCCUCUUUAUUCCUGUAUAAUUACUUUCCCUUCAUUGCAAAUCUUCUUGGUAUACAUAAGAAAGUACUGAAGAACAUGGAAGAGCAAAUUGAUUUUGCUUCAAUGUGUAUCAAUAAUCAACAACUCGAGUUUGAUGAAAAUGACAUCACCGGAUAUGUUGAUGCCUAUCAUGUGAAGCAAAAACAGGACUCAACAAAGGCCGACACGUAUUUCAACGAAGAAAACUUGGUCUACACAGUUUUGGAUCUCUUUUCAGGUGGAACUGAAACCACAUCUGCAACGCUACGCUGGUCUCUUUUAUUGAUGGCAAAGUAUCCAGAAAUUCAAAAAAGGGUGCAGGAGGAAAUCAGAACACAUAUUAAACUUGGACAGAUGCCAACGGCAGAAAAUAGAAGGAAUAUGCCUUAUACUGAUGCAGUGAUACAUGAAGUACAGAGAUUCGCUAAUAUCCUUCCCCUGAAUUUGAGUCACGCAACUGAAAAUGAUGUGUAUUUCCGAGGUUACUGCAUCCCAAAGGGGACAGAGGUCAUUCCAUUCCUCACAUCAGUUCUGUAUGACAAAUCUCAAUGGGAAACUCCAUAUAAAUUUAACCCAAACCACUUUCUGGAUGCAAAUGGGAAGUUUCAUCGACCGGAGGCAUUUAUGCCUUUCUCUGCAGGGAGAAGAGCUUGCGUUGGAGAAAGCUUGGCCAAGAUGGAACUUUUCCUGUUCUUUACUGGACUUCUGCAUGCAUUUACUUUCCACCCACCAGCUGGAGUCUCCAGGGAAGAUAUAAGUCUUGAGCCUGACAUUGGAUUCGUAUUAGUCCCUAAACCACAUCUGAUAUGUGCAAAACUCAACAACUAGUGUGCUGCCACCACAAAUACCCAGUAACAACACAGAUGUUGCUUUUGAUUAAUUUUGGCUGAUUAUAGAUUUAAUUAUCACGUUUUAUGUGUUCUCAUAUUAUAGUCAAAAACAGCAAAGCUCAGAUACUCACGCUACCAACACAACAGACCAUAGAACUGUUCCAGAACACAAGUUUGUAAUACACAGUUUGUAAUACACAGCACCAUUCGAAUGGUCAGCACUGUCUUGUACUAUUAUGGUGGGUACACACUGAUAGAUUUAUCUGCAGAUCAAUUGAUCUGCAGAUAUAUCUAUGGACGGAUCGGGCAGUGUGCUGUGCACAUACACUGCCCGAUCCGUCGGGGAUUGACGUCAUGAACUGGGCGGGCGUGUACAUGUGUAUUCAGCUGUCAAUCACCGCCGACUGCCGCAGCAUGUGUACGGGCAGCUGGCUGGUCGCCCGUACACACACAGCGAUGUGCUAAUAUAUCGGUAGAUAUCUUGGCUGUCGGCUGUGCUGCGGGGCCGACGCGAAAUGUCUGUGAACGACGGAGUUCACAGACAUAUCGCCCAUACACACUGGCCGACGGACCCGCAAUAUAUUGGCCGUUCAAUAGAACGGUCGAUAUAUCGGCCAGUGAGUACCCACCUUUACUUUCCUAAAUGCACACAGUAAAUGGUGGAUAAUCCAGCUCUGUAGUAGCAUGACAGAAACACUUAUUGAAUUACGCAGAAAGAAUCACCAUUAUCUUAAGAUACAGAUGAGAUUCUGGAAUUGUGGGGUUGGGUGACCACAAUACUCCUCGUUUAGGUUCCCCCCAAGACAGCAUUAUCUGUCAGGCACUGCAUGAGGUGGUGGGGCCACUGUAGAUCAUUUCAUUCUCUAUGCAGUACAUGUGUGAUGCUUCAGUGGUUGAAAAUAUCUGAUAUGACAUAAGAGGUUAUUCAAAAAUGUAUCCUCCAAAUUGCUAAAUAAAUUCUACUGUUAUUGUACUUGAAAAA